AUGGGGUCGAGAAUAAGAGGGGAGAUAAUGUUCCUGGCCCUGGUGCUUGGCAUGUAUCUCAGUGCUACGGCAGAAGCUACGCUUCGAGUCGGGUAUUACGAGAAAACAUGUCCGCAUGCAGAGUUCAUCGUGAAGAAGGUUAUAACGAAGGCGGUGAAGAAGGACAGUGGUCUGCCUGCCGAUUUCAUCAGAAUGCAUUUCCACGACUGUUUCGUGAGGGUGAGUUACGUAGCUACUUACGCCGAUAUUUACAUGCCUCUCGUCGAGAAGAGGAUUGUGUUCGGUUAACGUAGCUCGUCAACGCCAGUUUAUCUUCUUUCCUUCUGAUGUAUUUAGGGUUGCGACGGAUCAAUUCUUAUCAACUCCACCUCGAAAAACGUCGCCGAGAAGGACUCAUCCAUCAACAACCCAAGCCUGGAAGGGUUCGAGUUCAUCGACGAGGCUAAGGCCAAGCUGGAGAAGAAGUGCAAGGGUGUCGUGUCUUGCGCCGACAUCAUCGCUUUUGCUGCCAGAGAUAGUGUUGAGCUGGUAGAAUCAAGAUACUAAUAUUAUUGACUAGACCGUAUCACUUGCGAAUGCAAGACUUGAUGUCCCUGUGGAUAGGCAUGACUGCUCGGCUGACUUUCUUCCUAACUGCAGAGCGGAGGAUUUGUGUACGAAGUUCCCUCAGGAAGGAGGGAUGGGAGGAUCUCCCGUAGCUCGGAGACAUUCGGAAACUUACCACCUCCGACGUUCAAUUUGUCACAGCUCACUCAGAGCUUUGCCAGCAAGGGUCUAAACUUGGACGACCUGGUCACCCUUUCUGGUACGAAGCAUAUAAACGCUCACGUUUAAAGGGAUCUAUCAGUCCAGCUUGGAAACAUUGAACCCAUAUAUUUUAAUUCCUACCAUUUUAUUUUCUCGUGGGGAACUAUUCUUGCAAUUUCAGGGGUACACACCAUCGGCAAGUCUCAUUGCACCAGCAUCGACAGCCGGCUGUACAACUUCAGCUCGACAGCCACCACCGAUCCGAGUUUGGAUCCGGCUUACGCAAAGAAACUGAAGAAGAAGUGUCCCAAAGGGAGCACCGACCCGAACCUAACAGUCCCAAUGGACCCUCCCAGCCCAGAGCUCUUCGACUCCAGCUACUACAAGAACAUCCUCGUCCACAAGGGUCUCUUCCACUCAGAUCAGGCGCUCCUGUCGAGUUCCAAGACUGCUCAUCUGGUGAAAAAGAACGCAGCCAACGAGUACCACUUCAAGAAGAGGUUUGCUGAGGCUAUGGUGAAGAUGGGCAAAAUCGAAGUGCUCACCGGGAAAAAAGGAGAAAUAAGGUUGAACUGUGGGGUGACCAAUUGA
Molecule: messenger RNA, 1338 nt
Organism: Spirodela intermedia
Lineage: Eukaryota; Viridiplantae; Streptophyta; Magnoliopsida; Alismatales; Araceae
Source: the annotation of a GenBank genome assembly